AUGGCUCAGAAUUCCGGAGACCAGGCUAACGACCAGCCAACGGAGACAUCAUCGUUGAUACCAAAGACUGGACCCACGCCAGCUGAGGAGAACAACGAACAUCAGCAGCACGAUGGCAGCGAUCUCGAGCGUAUGCCAAGCGCUGAGGACCGUCAGAAGCAGUAUGAAGGCAUGCCUCAAGUACGAAAGCAGAUGAAGGUCAUAGUCCCGGCCAUCGCCAUCGGUGUCUUCCUAGCGGCAGCAGACCAAACCAUCAUCGUCUCUUCUUAUGCCAGGAUCGGGUCUGACUUGGGCCAAUUGAGUCUGGCAAGCUACAUCGCGACUGCAUACUUUUUGACACUAACAUCUUUCCAACCACUCUAUGGCAAACUUAGCGACAUAUUUGGACGCAAGGCCUGCUUAUUGUUCGCCUACAGCGUGUUUGGCAUUGGCUGCAUCCUCUGUGGUCUGGCGCAGAACAUGCAGCAACUGAUCGCCGCCCGAGCUUUUGCUGGAAUCGGCGCGGGUGGCAUGAACACAGUGGUCAGCGUGCUCCUCAGCGACAUCAUCCCACUACGGGACCGUGGCACAUGGCAAGGCUACAUCAACAUUGUCUUCUCCAGCGGCGCAGCAGCUGGCGCACCGCUUGGAGGCUUCUUAUCGGAUAGCGUUGGCUGGCGAUGGGCCUUUUUGUGCCAAGCUCCACUAUGUGCCGUGGCGUUCGUCGCUGUGACAUUCGCACUCAAAUUACCGAAGCAAGACGAAGUUGACUGGAAGAAGAAGCUGGCACGGAUAGACUUCCUUGGCGCCAUCGUCCUCCUUAUCGCUGUAUCUCUUCUUUGUCUGGCUCUAGAUCGAGGCAGCAACGUGAGCUGGAAAGCAACCAUCACCAUCGUCUCCAUCAGUGUGUCGAUACCACUCUUCCUCCUCUUCGUCUUCGUCGAGACAAGGGUGGCCAAGGAGCCAUUCGCACCAGGUCACAUCAUCUUUAACCGGUCAAUGAUCGCAUGCUACCUAUGCAACUUCUUCUCCAUGGCAGGCUAUCUAGCAGCGCUCUUCUACAUACCGCUGUACUUCCAAGCGAUCGACGGUCUCUCGGCGACAGGAGCUGGAAUCAGGCUCAUCCCAGGCAUUUUCUGCUUGGUGAGCGGUAGUCUCUUCGGCGGCUUCUAUAUGAAAGCACGUGGAACGUAUUAUUGGCUUACGGUGGCCUCAUAUAUUCUAUUGACUCUUGGCACAACGGGAGUCUUCUUGUUCUCUGGUAUCAUUGUCAACAGUACAGCUGGAAUCAUCGCUGGCUUGAUGGUGGCAGCUCUGGGAAAUGGUACCGGAGUGACUACAACGCUCAUCGGCCUCAUCGCAAACGCUAGCCGCGAAGACCAAGCAGUGGCGACAGCAUGCUCGUACCUCUUCCGUAGCCUGGGCAGUGUGUUCGGCAUCUCGAUGUCAGCGACCGUCUCCAACCAAGCGCUACGGAGCAGCCUUGCAGAGCAACUUCCCGCCUUGGGUUUGCCCGAAGAUAAGGCGUUGGAGAUAGCCGAGAACGUGAGGCAGAGCUUGGUUUUCCUGAGACAAUUAGAACCGCGUGUGAGAGAAGUGGUGACGAAAUGCUAUGCCAAUUCUACCUCAGCAGCGUUUGGGCUACAAAUCGCCUUGGUCGCCGGCGCAGCGGUCAGUGCAUUCUUUAUUAGAGAGAAAGCUUUGAGUAAAUAG
Recurvomyces mirabilis is the source of this 1692-nucleotide messenger RNA. RefSeq lists its product as uncharacterized. NCBI's taxonomy places the organism in Eukaryota, Fungi, Ascomycota, Dothideomycetes, Mycosphaerellales, Teratosphaeriaceae. Gene Ontology annotation, cellular component: fungal-type vacuole membrane. Gene Ontology annotation, biological process: transmembrane transport; basic amino acid transport. The record is from RefSeq and is a predicted model, not a curated record. The transcript has 4 exons. Gene Ontology annotation, molecular function: basic amino acid transmembrane transporter activity. Bases 1 to 1692 code for a protein of 563 amino acids.